CGCAUGCGCACCAUGUAAACUUUCUUUCUGGACUCCCCUUUCCAUGUGUUGUGGGGGCUUAUGAAAAGUCUAAAUUGUUGAAUCGUACGGUGCGGUUUUCCUCAUCAUGGGAGGGCAGGGUAAGAGUAAAAAGAAAACCAAACCUAGGAGGAAAGACAACCGCCCAAACAAUGAUGCCGGCCUAGUGGGCUUGUCACCUCAGGAGAGAAUGCAAGUGAGAAUGCACGAAAAGGCCAAGAAGAAAACAGCUGCCAAGUACUCUGUUGAGCAACUACUAGAAAAGACUGAAGAAUGUAUGAACAGUUUUGACUUUGAGAUGGCUGGACUCUACUGUCAGCGUGCCGUGGACGUGGAGUCCACCAACCUGCAAGCUCUUGACAUGCUAGGACACAUCUCAUCUGAGCUUGGCGACACAAAGAAAGCUCAAGAAGUUUUUCUGCGUGCUGUGGAGCUGAGCCCGGAUGUUGGCCACAGUAAGUACAUGUACCUGGGACAGCUCCACACAGGCCAGGAAGCUGUUGACUACUACACCAAAGGAAUACAAGUCAUGUUAUCUGCGUUGGACAAACAAGCACAGACCACUGCCCAGGCCAGAGGUGCAACACCUGUAGAUGAGGAUCCUGAACUCCCAACGAUGAAGGAUGUUAGCAUGGCCUACUGCUCCAUCGCUGAGCUUUACCUAACAGAUCUCUGCAUGGAGGAGGGAGCUGCUAACAAGUGCAGCGAGUUCAUUGAGAGAGCAUUGCAGUAUUACCCCGGCAACCCAGAAGGCCUCCAACUCAAGGCCAGCUACUUGUUCAGUACCGAGAAAAAUCAGGAAGGCAAAGAGUACUUGUUGAAGAGUGUCAGACUGUGGCUACCUGCCCAGAAACAGACUGAAGCGUCCUCCAGCCUAGAAGAUGAGGAGCAGAACCAGAUCCCACCGUAUGAGUCCCGCAUCACCACCGCCAAGCUUCUCAUCGAGGGCGAGGAGUACGAGUUGGCAGUGGAAGUACUUGAAGGGCUUCUGGAAGAGGACGAUGAGGUUGUUCAGGUGUGGUAUCUCUCCGGCUGGGUUUGCUACCUGCAGUUAGAGAGAGCCAAAGAGCAGCAGGAAAGAGAGGGGGGAACACUCACAGAGGUGGAGGAAGAGGAGCGGUCAGCGCUCAAGGAGGCGGCCCGAUUGCAUUUGACAAACGCUAAGAAGCUGCACAGCAAGCUACGCUGUGAUGACCAACCGAUGUUGGAGCAUGUGGAGCAGCUGCUGGGCGAGCUCGGAGGAGAGUUGGAGGGCGAGGAGUCUGAAGUGGGGGUUGAUGACGACUAUGAACCUGUUAGUGACGAGGAGGAGGCAAAAGAGGAUACACCUAUGGAACACUGACAAGUCCCCUUGUUUUGUAUCUCUCUAUAAUGUCACAUUUGUCUUUUCAACUCCUAAUAAGUGCCUUUCCAUUGGUCAAACAUCACACUUGUUGAUCGGAGAACCGAAUUCAAGUCGAUUAAAAGCUGCGGCUGACUCAGUCAAUUUAGCAGUAUGUUAAAUGCUUUCUUGGCAUGUUUUUCUCUUCAGCGAUCGCGUAAAACCUUUUUUCGAAUGGGUUUUAAAGCAUUUAACCAAUUGUCAAAGUGGUACGCAAAAACAAAAACACAACUGUGGUAUCUGGAGUUAUGCUCCGAAUCGAUACGCCAGGAUUCAAUACUACAUUCUCUCUGCAACACAUCCAUUUGACCUAUUGCAUUGAGAAGCUGGUUACAACAGGUUACCAAACAAUAAAAACAAGUCUUGUUUCCCACGUGAGGGUCCAAGCUCGUGUCCUCUGCACUUGGACUAAUGCACAUCGUUGACUAACCCAAACUACUGCAAAUUGUCUUUUGCAGGUUGCCUGUCGGGGUCUCACCUCUAUGGCAUGCAGUGUUUGUUAGGUUAUAGGUUUUUUUUUAACAGAUUAUUAGAUUUUACAUUGAAGCAACAUCACUGUCAUUUUGAGACUCUUAGAUGAGAUUGACGCCACUUUUAGAGCCAA
Hippocampus comes (tiger tail seahorse) is the source of this 2003-nucleotide messenger RNA. Its product is annotated as probable assembly chaperone of rpl4. The transcript is spliced from 11 exons. NCBI's taxonomy places the organism in Eukaryota, Metazoa, Chordata, Actinopteri, Syngnathiformes, Syngnathidae. Gene Ontology annotation, molecular function: protein binding; phosphatidylinositol binding. The record is from RefSeq and is a predicted model, not a curated record. Gene Ontology annotation, biological process: determination of ventral identity. The coding region runs from base 107 to 1360 and encodes 417 amino acids. Gene Ontology annotation, cellular component: membrane.